Messenger RNA from Megalobrama amblycephala (Wuchang bream), 2582 nucleotides. It is a transcript of the gene gas2a, whose product is annotated as growth arrest-specific protein 2. Gene Ontology annotation, cellular component: actin filament. Gene Ontology annotation, molecular function: microtubule binding; cytoskeletal adaptor activity; actin filament binding. Gene Ontology annotation, biological process: actin crosslink formation. The record is from RefSeq and is a predicted model, not a curated record. NCBI's taxonomy places the organism in Eukaryota, Metazoa, Chordata, Actinopteri, Cypriniformes, Xenocyprididae.
AGCUCCGUGGUUCACAGUCGCGUUGAUAAAGAAAGACGCGUCGCGUCGCGUCGCGUCUCUCAGGGAGGCGGUGAGAUGAGCGCACUUUGAACUGAGACCCGCAAUGACAGUCGGCUCUUUGAGGCUCAGUGUCAUGGUAAACAGUCUGAGGACCCUGUGCUUGAGAAAAGCAUGAAUUCCUUGGAAACGAGAGUCGACUUUUGAAGAACCGACUGCAGGCAGUGCAUUCUGGAGGCAUGUGUAGUCCUCUGAGCGGCAAGCAGCAGCCGGCUGGUCCGGGCCUCACAGAUCUGCAGCAGUACAGUCAGUGGCUGGCCAGUCGACAUGAGGCCAGUUUGCUGCCCAUGAAGGAAGACCUGGCGCUCUGGCUCUCCAGUAUGCUGGAUGUGGAAAUCACAGCCGAGAGCUUCAUGGACAGGUUAGACAACGGUUUCCUGUUGUGCCAGCUGGCUGAGACUCUGCAGGAGAAGUUCAGGCAAAAUGACUCUGGUAUGAGUUCACCAGGAAAGUCCAUCCCCAAUCGUAGGAUUCCUUGCCGAGCCAACGCCGCAUCUGGUUCCUUUUUCGCCAGGGACAACACAGCCAACUUCCUGUCAUGGUGUCGAGAGGUGGGCGUAGGUGACACCUGUCUGUUUGAGUCAGAUGGGCUUGUUUUACACAAACAGCCAAGAGAGGUUUGUCUAUGCCUGUUGGAGCUGGGAAGAAUAGCAUCCAGGUAUAAGGUAGAGCCACCUGGACUUAUAAAGCUGGAGAAAGAGAUUGAACAGGAAGAGAAGAUACCUGAACCUCCACUCUCACCUGUACCUCCUGCUUCCGAUUCUCAAUCUCCAUCCGUUUCUCCAUCCAUCUCUCCAUCUAUCUCUUCGUUCAGCAAGGCCAACUCUAGCAGAAAAAGUACUGGCAAGAUACUGGAUGAUGCUGUGAAGCACAUUUCUGAAGAUCCACCUUGUAAGUGUCCAAAUAAGUUCUGCAUAGAGCGACAAUCACAGGGCCGUUACCGCGUUGGAGAGAAAAUGCUUUUCAUCAGAAUGCUGCAUAAUAAACAUGUGAUGGUGCGUGUUGGUGGAGGCUGGGAGACGUUUGAGAGCUACCUGCUAAAGCAUGACCCAUGUCGCAUGCUCCAGAUCUCUCGCGUGGAAGGCAAGAUCUCGCCCAUCUCUGGCAAAUCUCCAAACAUCAAAGACCUCGCGCCUGACAGCUACCUGGUAGUGGCGGCCCACUACAAAAGCAAGAAGUAAAGAAGAAAUGUACUAAUGAAACAAUGACUUUUAAUGUAACUUUGAAGCACAGCUCACUGGCUCGUCGUUGUAGACGCCACAAGGAACUUCCAUUGGCUUCUAAAACUAACUAAAUGACAGUGUAGAUCAGCUAGUUUGAUAAUGUAUAACUAAGAUACCAAGGGAACUGGAAAACAGAAUCUAGGUUGUUUUAUGUGUAUACCAUUUUCUUUUCUUUUGUGUAAUAACCUUAUACAUUCGAUCUUGACAAAUGAAAUCGCUGGAUGAAUUCAAAUAUUCACUUCUACCCUGGUGGCUGUUCCCGUAAUUGCUUCAUUUGCUGACAAUAUUAAUGAUUUUUUUUAUGGGGCUAUUAUUAUUAUUAUCUUCUUUUGAUGUCAUGAUAUAUAUUUUCAGGCAUUUAUUGUACUUGACUGUGAUGGCCUUGCUCUUUUGGAGAAUGGAAUCUAAUCAGCCAAUCAUGCAGAUGAAUAGACCCUGAAGCCAUAAAAGCAUAAAGGCAUGAUCAAGUGGUUAAGCUGUUGUUCUUGCCAAACAUCACAAUAGGAAGAAAUGUGAUGUAGAAGACUGUGACCUUGAAAUGGUGGUUUUAGAAACUGCUGAUCUCAUCCAGUGAGCGACAGUUCUAGGUCAAAGGAGAAUAGCCAGACUGGAAGCUUCGCAGAAGAACAUACCUGAACGCAGAUCACAUUAAACCUUUCAAGUCAGCAAAGAAGAGGAAACUUAAACAUGAGUUCAGUGUAAUCCAGUGGUCCAUCCAAUAAAAAAAAUCUGCAGUGACUGCAUGAUGUCUGGUUAACAAGGGCCAGAAGCUUCAAGGAUGUAUUUCCAGCACUUUGUUGAAUCAAGGUUUAACUAAUGAAGUGAGCAGAGCACUGAGAGGUUUUUCCAGUAUAGUGCAAGUAAAACAAAUAAAAUAGUAACAAAUAAAAAAGGUUGUUUAAUCAAACACACAAUCUUUAUUUAAGCAACAGCUUUGCAGUUGUGCUUCUAAAACAGUUCCUGAUCAAAGAUAUGCCACUGCCCUCUACUGUUAAACAUAAACAUUGCAAUACUUCAUCUGAUUUAUUGUAUUAAUGUUAUACAGUGUGUAUAUGUUAGUUUUUUACAUUCGCUAGGACCCAUUUCUUAAUACUUAGGUCACUUUUUUAAAACUCUUCACACAGUCAUAUUUACAAACUUUUAACUCGGCAAAACAGUGAAUUUCAUCCAAAACGCAGUAAAACUACCAAAACACUACCAAAAACAGCUUUGUUAGGUUUUGAAUUUAAACAGUUUAGGAAAAAGUAUGUAAGCAUGUGCAAAUUGGCCUGUAGGUAUAUAGAGUUUCAGUGGUGUUUGUGU